AUGGACCCCAUUGGCGGAGACAACAUUAUAAGCAUAAAUGUCGGAGGGAAGAUUUACAUGACAACUCUCAACUUGAUUUGCAGAUACAGGGAUUCUCGUCUAUGUGAAAUUGUUUUAGAGAAACUGAAGGCUGUGCCGGACCUCGACACCCACCACAACAGGAAGGAAAUAUUCAUCGACCGGAACGGAAGCAGAUUCGAGUAUAUUUUGGACUUCCUGCGAGACGGAGUGCUGAUAUGCGAAAAUGACAUCAACGUAUUGACGAGGAUACUAAUCGAAGCUGUGUACUUCAAAUUGUUUUCCCUCAUAAAAAUUUUAAAAAAGAAAAUCGAAUUAUUGUAUUCAAAUAUGGGGAGUAAUGUGAACAAAAAUAUUUUCAAAAGCAUCAUUGGAACACUUGAAGAAAAAAAAAAAAAAAAAAUAAAAAGCAAAGAAAAAAAUAAAAGCAUAUCGAUGAAGUUAAACAAAUUCCCUGCCCACAUUAAGAAGCACAACGAAAUGGAAUGUUGCACUGUUAAAAAAAAAAAAAAAAUUCAGAACGUCCAUUUUUUGAACAAGAUAAAUUUAUUAAGUGAAUUGAAUGACGAAAAUGAGUCUUCCACGAAGGAGGAGGUUAACCUCAAGGGAUACACACUCUUGUCUAGUGCUCCACUGGACAGUUACAAAGAGGGAAAACAAAUUGUGUCUGCUAAGGACCAGGAGGACAAACUAAAAAAUGACGAACAUUUUGAAUGUAAUAAUGACCUGGAACUGAACUCGCGGGAUAAUUUACCAAAAAAUAUUCCCCCGAAUACGUAUACUCCCCCAACACACACCAAAACGGUUGAUUACAAUUUAACGAAUAAUUUCAUAAAUGAGGAAGACAAACUGAAGAGUAAAAAUAAUGCCAAUUGUUCCACUCGGAUAAAUUGUUUAGUGAAAAAUAUCGAACAGAAGGGAUACCCCCCCAACCCUCUGUCACUCAAUGGGCAUUUAAAAAAUGGCGACAGCAGAGCGGUUUCCUUCUCGGAGAGCACCAGCAUUUUUAUCUACGGAAAAAAAGGUGAGGAAGUCCACAACGGGGCCAACGAUGCCAUGGACACCUCCACAGAGAGCCUAAACAAUAGCUUUCCCCCGAGCAACAUCGGAGGUGUGAACUAUUCAGGCUACUCCAGCUUGGCGAACUAUGCCACCUGCGCGAAUUACGCCAACACUAGGAGCGAUACGGAUACGGCAAGCUACAAAUAUAAUAAUUAUACGUAUAACAAUGUGAAUAACCAUAGGGAGAAAAUUUUAGUUUACUCCGAAAUUGACGACAUCGAAGAAACGUCCCCCUUCCCAAUACUGUCUAAUGUCAAUUUGGGGGAGCAGAUAUUCAGCACGACGGUGGAUUUUUAG
Molecule: messenger RNA, 1377 nt
Organism: Plasmodium inui San Antonio 1
Lineage: Eukaryota; Apicomplexa; Aconoidasida; Haemosporida; Plasmodiidae
Exons: 6
Coding region: 1-1377 (458 amino acids)
Biological process (GO): protein homooligomerization
Source: RefSeq, a predicted model, not a curated record